This is a messenger RNA of Selaginella moellendorffii, 2489 nucleotides long. Its product is annotated as subtilisin-like protease SBT5.3. Gene Ontology annotation, biological process: proteolysis. Gene Ontology annotation, molecular function: serine-type endopeptidase activity. The coding region runs from base 19 to 2439 and encodes 806 amino acids. Lineage: Eukaryota; Viridiplantae; Streptophyta; Lycopodiopsida; Selaginellales; Selaginellaceae. The transcript is spliced from 10 exons. The record is from RefSeq and is a predicted model, not a curated record.
UUGUGGAAGAGGAGGUUCAUGGAACUCUUGAGAGCCACUUUACUGGUUUUGGUUCUAGUGAGCUUCGAGUUUGGCUUGGAGAUAUCUUCGGCGUCUCCCUCACAGAGCUACAUUGUGUACCUUGGAAGCAGUCCUGAAACUGUAGACAAACAGAAGCUUGUUGCUUCCCACCAAGAAAUUUUGCGGCCCGUCUUCCAGAGUCUCCGGGCUGCCCAAAGGGCCAUCUUCUACAGCUACACUCAUGGCUUCAAUGGAUUUGCUGCUAAGUUACGCCCGGAGCAAGCUGCCGACAUUUCAAGAAUUCCUGGAGUUUUGUCCGUUUUUCCGAACAAGGAAAACUACCUACACACAACUCAUAGCUGGGACUUCAUGCAACUAGAGUCACAGGGUGGUGAGAUUCCAGCGUCUUCUUUGUGGAGCAGAUCCAACUUCGGCAAAGAUGUGAUCAUUGGAUCUCUUGACACAGGAAUUUGGCCCGAGUCAGAAAGUUUAAACGACGAGAGCUUCGAUGCCGUGCCAAGCAAAUGGAAAGGGAAGUGUGUAAGUGGCACAGCGUUCAACACAUCUCACUGCAACAGGUUAAUUUACAAAAGAUCACGAAGAAAAAAAGAGCUAACAGCUGGUUUCUUCAGGAAGUUGAUCGGUGCCAGGUACUACAUCAAAGGCUUCGAGCUGGAAAAUGGUCCUCUCAACGUGAACUCGACUGGGGACUUCAAAUCUCCACGAGACAAAAAAGGCCACGGGACUCACACUUCCUCCAUAGCUGGAGGCCGCUUCGUCCCGCAAGCAAGCUUCCUGGGCCUCGGCAAUGGGACAGCCAAAGGAGGAGCGCCACUCGCGAGGCUUGCCGUCUAUAAAGUCUGCUGGCAGAAGGAAGCGACUGGUACUCUCUGCUACGAUGCUGAUAUUCUCGCUGCGAUGGACGACGCAAUCCAGGAUGGCGUCGACAUUCUCACUCUCUCGCUCGGCGGCUCGCAGCCUCUCUCGCAGCUCUUUCAGGACGCCAUAUCCAUCGGUGCAUAUCACGCUGUCCAGAAGGGAAUCCCUGUCGUUUGCUCGGCUGGAAACGGGGGGCCAGCCUUCGGAAGCGUUGUCAACGUAGCACCUUGGGUCCUUACUGUUGCUGCCAGCAGCACUGACCGGGACUUUUGCUCCACGGUUGUUCUCGGCGACAACUCGACGUUCCGAGGAAGCAGUAUGUCCGAGUUUAAGCUUGAGGAUGGAGCUCACCAGUAUCCUCUCAUCUCCGGUGGUGCCAUCCCGGCUUCCUCCUCCAAUGCCUCCGACAGCCUCUUGUGCAAUGCGGGCUCGCUGGAUCCGGAGAAGGCCAAAGGGAAGAUCGUCGUUUGCUUGCGCGGCUCGGGCAGCCAACUCUUCAAAGGACAAGUCGUGCAGCUUGCUGGAGGCGUUGGGAUGAUCCUGGCGAAUUCUCCGUCGGAUGGGAGCCAAACGCAGGCUACUUUUCACGUCCUUCCAGCAACCAACGUCAACUCGGAAGCUGCCGCAGCCAUCUUUGCAUACUUGAAUGCGUCAAGCUCGCCGACUGCAACUCUCACAGCUUCCACUACUGUCACCGGCAUCAAACCGGCUCCAACUAUGGCUCCCUUCUCGUCCCGCGGGCCCAACAUGCUCAUCCCCGACAUCCUAAAGCCGGACGUCACUGCUCCUGGUGUAAACAUCCUGGCAUCGUUUUCCGAGGCAGCAUCUCCCAUAACCAACAACAGCACUCGAGCUCUCAAGUUCUUCGUAGCCUCUGGGACGUCCAUGGCCUGUCCUCACGUCUCUGGCGUCGCGUCCAUGCUCAAAGCUUUGUAUCCCGAGUGGAGUCCAGCUGCGAUCAUGUCAGCUAUAGUCACUACCGCAAGAUCUCGGGACAACCGCGAGCAGCUCAUCCUCGCGGAUGAUUCUCAAGUCGCCGGUGCCUUCAACUUUGGCUCGGGUCACGUCGAUCCCAACGCAGCAGCGGACCCCGGCUUGGUCUACGACGCUGCUCCCCAGGAUUAUCUUCUGCUGCUCUGCAGCCUCAAGUUCAACACCAGCACCGUCCGCAAAAUCUCAGGCCAGGAUAACUUCUCGUGUCCCGUCCACCAGGAACCAGUGAGCAACUUCAACUAUCCAUCGAUCGGAAUCGCCAGGCUCAACGCGAACAGCCUUGUGAGCGUGACGAGGACGCUCACCAGCGUCGCAAACUGCUCGUCAACUUACGAGGCGUUCGUGAGGCCGCCACCGGGAGUUUCAGUUUCCGUGUGGCCCUCGAGGCUCACAUUCUCAGGCAGUGGACAAAAGCAGCAGUUCGCGGUGAGCUUCAAGCUCACGCAGCCAUCUCCAGCGCUGCCAGGAGGCCGCGCUUGGGGAUAUAUGGUGUGGAGCGAUGGUAAGCACCAGGUACGAAGCUCCAUCGCCAUAGCAAGCACGGGAGCACUUAUUAGUGAUGCUUAAUCGUGAUUACUUUAAGAAAGGCUUAAGGGCAGCUCAGCAUUCUCCAAAUA